AUGGAUACUGUAAAUGAAAUAAAGGGAAAGGAAGACGAUAGCAAACGAGAUGGAGUUGUACACAGCAAAAACAAUACUAAAGAUGAAUUUAUUUUAAAUUCAACAAUGAGUAAUAGCACACCGAAGACUGCCAAAGGCAAAAUAGAAAAUGAAAAUGACAAUGGUCAAGUGUCUCCGUGUUUUCCAGCAAUUUCUAAGACCGAAAAAGAAAAGAAAAAACUAAUUGACUACAUACUGGAAAUUCCUGAUAUUCAAACUAAAGAAGGGCAAGAAGAGAUCAACAGAGAUGAUGAAAGUUCUAAAUUUUCAAGCCCUUUUGACAGCCGUGUUGAUACGGCUGCUACCAACAUUACUUUUCAAAAACAACAUGAAAACAUUCUACAUCGGGACAAAAGUAAAGAUGUUAGAAUAGAUUUGCCAGGUACGGAAAGUGAAGAAAAUUCUAGCUUUUUUUCGUCUCCUUGUGUUAGUAAGAAAGCAAAAGAUAGUCACAAGGCACCGAAGAAGAGGAAGUUUGAAGGUGGGAGGGGCAGUGUGAAUAACAAAAGGCCUUUACCUAAAGCAGCUAGAGAAGUUGAUUCAAUGGAUGCAAUAAAUGGGUCUGAUGAAAAUUCUGAUAAAGAAGAAGCAGGUCUAAUCCAAACACCUUUACCGUAUAUAAUUGACGAGAAGCCAAUAUACGAGUAUAUGGAGGGGGAAGAUUCAGUUUACUAUGAUAUCCUAGGUAAAAAAGAUAGAAACGAGUCACUAGACGAAAAUGAGAGGCAAUUCCUUGACUAUAUACACAUGAAUUUCGAUCAAUGGUGUGAAGAAAGUGGUCGAUUUGCGAAGGAAUACGACGUAUUGACCAAAAAAGUUAUUUUAGCUAGACUAAAGUUUGAUAGGAGAAUCCAUUUCUUGAGGAAAAGCUUAGAUACAUUUGCUUUGAACCUAGAAAAAUAUGGAGAGGAGAUACAUAAACGCAGCGAAAUUUUGAAAGAAUACUGUGAAAGAAUAGUAACAGAGGUUGACCAGUGA
This is a messenger RNA of Pichia kudriavzevii, 1017 nucleotides long. RefSeq lists its product as uncharacterized. NCBI's taxonomy places the organism in Eukaryota, Fungi, Ascomycota, Pichiomycetes, Pichiales, Pichiaceae. The coding region runs from base 1 to 1017 and encodes 338 amino acids. The record is from RefSeq and is a predicted model, not a curated record. The transcript has a single exon.